CAGAAAGAUUUACAGCACCAUGGAUCAGGUGGUAUGUCAGCUGAUCUGAACAGGAAGCGAUCCAAGUUCAGUGAGCGGUGGCAGUCAUAGCGUUAUUUCUCAAUAAGUAUUAUAGUUCUCACCCCAAGACACAUCAUACUAUCUGAGAAAAACAGAACUGCUACAAAUCCAUUCAUAAUGUUUGCCCCUGACGACGAGGAUGGAGAUUUUCUGUCACCUACUGGAGGGUGACGCAAAGCUGGCAUCACUUUUUGGACUGGACCAAGCAGCAAGUCAGGGGAAUGAAUCUUUUCAAUAUACAGCCCCUAAACAGCCCAGGAAGACCUCAAAUCCAGGUCCUCCUGCCCAGAAACCUGCUGUCCCUCCCGGUGCUCCUGCAGUACUAUUGGCUACAGCUAUCCAUGCUUUCAAAUAUCUUAACGGACAUUAUCAGAAACAAGGAAAGCUGGGAGCUGCAGUCCUGGGUAACCAAACAACAAAAGAGUACAAACUCUUGCUUUACAUCAGUCAGCAGAAACAAGUGACUGCGGCCAAGAUUCAUGUUGGCUUCAUCUUUACGGUUCAGCCCAACAACUACUGCACUUUUUAUGAUGACCAACGCCAGAACUGGUCCCUGAUGUUUGACACAGAGAAAGCUGCUGUAGACUUUUGUAAAGAGGUGUGUUUGGCAAAAGUGAACAGCGCCCCCUCCUUAGAUAUGGUGGUGGUGCAGGACCUGACACUAGGGGAGGGGCAGGGAGUUGAGAAUGGAGACUCCCUGGAGGUGACAUACACAGGCUGGCUCCUGCAGAACCAUGCCGUCGGUCAGGUGUUUGACUCCAACCUGAACAAAGACAAGCUGCUACGACUGAAACUUGGCGCUGGAAAAGUGAUUAAGGGCUGGGAGGAGGGCAUGGUGGGUAUGAGGAAGUCAGGCCGGCGUCUCAUGGUGAUCCCCCCCAGUCUGGGCUAUGGCUCCCAGGGAGUGGCCAACCGCAUCCCAGCAGACAGCACACUCAUCUUUGAGGCAGAGCUACGACGGGUGAAGUUGGCGAAAGACAGUGGGUCUGACCGUGCCAGUGCUGGGUCUCGGGACUCUGCUGCCUCUUCACCUGCCCCCAGUGUGGAGAACCCGGGUCUGGACCUCCCGGCAGGGCCAACUCUGCCCCGUGCUACAAGCCCCGGGAGACCAGGGGAACCACCACUUUGGGCAAAGUCGAAUUCCAUCAGUGAACAGUUGACAAAUCCAGAUGCCACCAAAGCCAAGCUGAUCUCUCGCAUGGCCAAGAUGGGCCAGCCCAUGUUGCCCUUCAUGGCAGGGCCCUCCUCCCAGCCAGACUCCAGUGACUCAGAAAUGGAGGACCCCAGAGUGAAGGAGCGUCCUCCUGCUCCCUCUCCUGUACACAGCUCCACUGCCCCCCAAGCUCCAGUGCAAGUGCUUUCUCACCCUCACGGGGCAUCGCCCUCUGCCUUGAUGCCUGUUGCUAUGACAACUGCUGCUCCGCAGCCUGUGAUGUCAGGUUCCGCCCAUGCCUUUCAGCCUUACGCCUACCCACAGUCCUCUAUGUCUCCCUCUCAACUUCAACCAAUGGGCCAGAUGUACCCCAGCCAGGCAGUACCAUACAUGGGAGGCACUGGCGAGGUCACUUCCUUCCUUAUGGCUGAAGCUCGGCAGCAUAACACUGAGAUCCGAUUUGCAGUUGGCAAAGUGGCAGAUAAAGUGGACCAGUUGGCUUCAAAGGUUGAUGACCUUCAGAGGCAAGGAGGCCACUCAUUGGCUGUGCCUAGUGUCACUAUGGAAACUGCCAUGAUUAUGCACAACAUCCAAAGAAUCAUUCAGGAAAAUGAAUCUUUAAAGAAGGACGUGUACGAGAAGAGCUCACGUAUAGAGGAGCAGAACCGCAAGAUCGGGGAGCUCAUCAACCAGAACCAGAGGUACAUGGAGCAGAGUAACCUGCAGAUGGAGCAGAGGAAUGACUCCCUAAAGUCCUCAAGUGAACACAACCAGGCCCGGGCGCUGCAGGCCGAGCAGGAUAAGGUACGUCUGACAGAGGAGCUGGCCACGUGCACAGCGCGGGUGUCCCAGCUGCAGCAGGAGGCCACGUCUCACCAGCAGAGGGCUGCAGAGCUGCAGAACAAACUGACCUCUGCCCUGCAGGACAGCGACACACACUGCACGCGCAUCUCCUCCUUAGAGACCCAACUGGAAGAGCUGAAGGAGACGGCAGAGAGAGGCCAGGCUCAGUACCGCACAGAGAAGCAGAAACGCAAAGGGAUGGAUCUCCGGGUGAACAACAUGGAGGAGGAGCUGCAGGACCUGAAGGCUGACAAAGAAAGUAUGGAACGAAUGGUGUCGGACAGGAAGAGGAAGUGGCAGGCAGAGAGGCAGCGGUGUGAUGAGGAGAUGGAGGAGCUGAGGAGAAGCAGCCAGCAGGACAUGGAAAUUCUGAGGACACAGCUCCGCAAGGCCAGGACCAGCACUGGCCAGGCAGCCUCAGAACAGCUAGCCCAACUGCAAGCAGAGCUGGAGGAGGAGUGGAAGGGGAAGUGUGAGCAGGCGUUGGCCUCGGCCAAGGAGCAGCAGGGGCGUGAGAUGGCCGAACUGGCAGAGCAAAGAGACACACUGGAGCAGAGACUGACCCAGCUACAGGAAAAGUUCUCAGCUCUGAAGCAGUCCAGGGACUCAGAGGAGCAGUGCUUGUUACAGCAGCAGGGACAGGACGAGGAGCAGCAGGUCCUACAAGAAAAGUAUUCAGGCCUGGAGGAGCAGUGGUCAGCUGUGAGACAGAAGCUGGAGGGGCGAGUGGCUGAGCUGGAAAGGAGGCUGGCAGAGCAAGGGGGCGACGCGGACAGUGCAGGACAGGACACUGCAGGGGAGGUGAAGCGUGUAAUGAAUGGAGUGUUUCACUCUCUGAGGGGGGAGUUUGACCUACAUGAGACUUACACAGGCAGCACUGUGCUCGGAGUAAUCGUCAACACCAUAAAGAGUGUUACCUUGCAACUGCUCAACGGUACUGAGAGAAGUUCAUCACAUCUGAGGGAAGAAGAAGAAGAGGUGGAGGACAGUGACGUGAGGCGUAGAGAGGAGAGACCAGCACAGGAUGCUCAUGUGAAUGGGAAGGAAGAAGAAGAGGAGGAGCAGAGGACAGAUCCUGAGCAGCUUAGUGAGUCCUCUGUGCAGAGGGAGGGAGACCCCAGAGAUGUGCAGGAGAGGGCUCGCCUUGAGGCAGUACCAGAGACGAAGAAACCAACUCGGGUGGAGCCAGAGGCAGACAUCGACACAGAUCCAGAGCACAAACCACUCUCAACCCAGCCACGACCACCAUCUCCCCAACCACAGGGAGAGAUCACCACCGAGCCUUCUGAACCCACUUGCAUAAACCCUGAGGAGAGUCUGCCCUCUGAGAUAGGACAGAAAACUCAGUCCGAAGGUGAUGUAAGUAGCCCGGAGGUGAAGAAAGUGAGUGUGACUAUUGAGGGUCCCCUGGGUGAACUGAAAAGAACUAGCUCCAAAGCCACAGGUCCUCAAACACAGCUUCCACCUCCACCAAGCCCUCUUUAUGAUAGUCCUGGGAAAGUAACAAGUCUGACUGAGGGAGUAGGAGAGGAAAAUGGGAAGGAGACAUUUUUCCUGAGCACAGCCCCAACCAAACCCCCACCCACUGAGGAGGAUGAUGAUGAGCUGAGCUUGAAGGGGCAACCUCCCCCAGCCCCUCUGUUUGGCGACGAAGAGGAUGAAGAUGAUGAUCUUGACUGGCUGGGAUGAGCAACAGCUGAAGUGAUGAAAGUCUUAUGAGUCCUAAAGUCCAGAUGGAGGGACUGGCCCUCUAGAGAUAUCAUUUCCACUGUCCUAAAAGGGGCUACAUGGAAGAGACAUGUGGUGAACUCAGUCUCUGUCUCAGAUAAGGCAACUCAAGUGAGUGAGAAGGACGUCCUGUCUGACUGCUCUGAACACUGUGGUUAGAGACCUGUGCUGUGUUGAGAUCUUUUGGUUGGACCUGACUGUUGCUGCCUGGAAACCACCUUUACUCAAUUAAGAAUGGAUUAAAGGUGGUUUCCACCAGAACAACCCCCCCCCAGUCAAUCAAAAUCAAUGAUCUCUAUCUGUUUAGUCCUGUAAUUUGUUGACUUCAUUAGGCCUUAAAUUAACAUAAUUUUGUUCUCUAGCUGAUUAUUUAGAUUUUUUUUCCCCCUGUCAUGUAUGAUUGUAUGUUUGUUUUCAAGGGUUUCAAGGCGGUCAUGUAUUAUGUGCUAAUGAUAAGAGAGCUUGCUUCUUCAAGAACUUCUAACUUUUACAAAUUUUUGCUAACUGAUAUUCAUUCAUAAAAUGCAUAGAAUACGUGGACAUCUGUUUCCUUUCCAACUUGACCUUUUCUUGUAUUUCGUUAAGAUAUUGCACUAGUGCGAUUUCUGGAUCAUUUUGGUGACGACAUCCAGAAUCAAACCAACAACUUGCUAAAUUGAAUACUGAUACUUGCAAUUAAAACAUUUAAAAACACAUUGACAAAAAAACUGGAUCAGAAUUUGGUGUUGAUAGCCAUUUACAUAACACCAUAUAAUCAAGAAAUAUGCCCAAAAUGAGUGUCAUGAGUAUGGAGAGCUGUCCAGGGCAUCCUCCGAGACAGGAUGGGGGUUGGUGUAAAAACAACUUUGACCAGCAGGUGGAGAAGAACUAGUCUCUCGCUGUUGCUUGGUAACACAAGUUCUGAAAGGUAGCUCUUGGGUAGCUAGCGUUCUUUCAAAAAACAAAGUUGUUUAGCUAGCUGCUACAUUGAUUUUUCUUAGCCUAUUCCAUUUACUUGUCUGGCUUGCCCUCCCAUGAGCUACGUAUGCGUUGCACUGGGAUGGUUUUUGCUAAAAAAAAUAUAUAUAUCCGCAGAGUUACUGUAGAAGUGGCUGGCCUAGAUAGCUACUGUAAGCUUCUCUGCAUGUUUUGAAGUUGUUUCCUUCCAAUGAAUGAGAAUUGGGAUUCGCCAAAAAAGUAAUCAGCUCUCUUCUGAUUUACAUAAUAGCACACUACUUAGAUUGAACCAAUGUAUUGGGAAUGCUAAUGUGUUAUGCUAGCAUGGACACUGGAAAUAGCUAGUGUGUAGCACAUGUACAGGACUAAAUGAUUGCACUCACUCAUUCUCUCAAGUGUAGUCCAUGGGCAGCCUUGCCAGUGAGGGUCUGGAUGAGGCCCACUGUUUCUGGGCCAUGUGUCCUCAUCCUUGCUGCUGGGAGUUGGAGCAGCACAUUGCCAAAUGCAUCCCACACCAUAUAAAGUCCAGAACAUCAGAUACAGAAGUUCCCCUGUAGAGGGUAGUCAGUCAUGUAUUCAAUUUCUCCCUAUCCCUCGCUCUCAAAGACACACACACACACAGCAGUGCCACAAAAUGCAUUGAGCAGGUUCAUAUAUGGGCCAUUAUGUCAAAGUUGAUUGAGAGUGCUGUUCUUUCUGUUAUCAGUGGAAAGGUUUCUAACCCUUAGUGUGGUUAAUUUAUCAUAGAGGAAUGAAGGCCGAAAGACCCCUAAAGUGAUGGUUGCUCUACAAGAUGAGAAUUUUGCCACAGAUGCCUCUCUAACUCUUUCCUCCAGCCAGUCACAAGCCCACCAGAGGGAGCACAACACAAGGUUGGAGAGGUGAGAGAGAACAGAACAGAUUUAUAGCCUAAUACAAUUCAAUAUAGUAAGUAUAUUGCCAUUGGCCAUCCAGUAUACUGCAACAGAAAACACCCCCCAAAAUGAUGAGUCAUACAUUUUAGUUGAAUAUGUUUAAAAGUUUGAAACAAUCGAUUCGAUUAAGGGUCUACACUGCAGCAAUUAGAACUCUCAUUCUUCUUUGCAGUGCAGAUCUCCACUUUCCAGGGUUCAACUCUGUUGACUAUAGUCCUAGUGACAAGCAACACAAGGGAGUAAAGGUUGGUCACAGUUACACUAGCAGAUGGUAAGCCUAAUGUCAGACGCAAGGCUUGUUCACUUUGUCUUACACCCUUUGUUGAAUACCAAAGUAGUAUUUUUUUUUUGUAGACUAUUCUUUUCCAUGGUGGGUAAUGUUGAUUGUAGUAGAGCUGAUGCUGUGUAAUGUCUGUGGAUGUUAUUGCAGCUCAGCUCGGCACAGCCCAGAUCAAUCAUUUGGCCAGCUGCUCCAGUGCAUCAUGCGGCUCUGGCUCCCUAUUGAUGUGGAUACCCAAUCCCCAACACAUCCUUCAGUGCCACGCCUAAAAUAGGUCACAUGAUUUAUUGUAUUUGAUGUGGAUUUUAUCUUUAAUUUUCGUCAUAUCAGUCACUUUGUAUCUUUUUUAUAUUAUAGCCCUAGACUUUAGAACAUUGUAUUGUUUGCUUACCACAACCUUUUUAGGCAUUAAACUUGGCAGAUAUGCAGA
Molecule: messenger RNA, 6344 nt
Organism: Salmo salar (Atlantic salmon)
Lineage: Eukaryota; Metazoa; Chordata; Actinopteri; Salmoniformes; Salmonidae
Product: FK506-binding protein 15
Cellular component (GO): growth cone
Molecular function (GO): peptidyl-prolyl cis-trans isomerase activity
Source: RefSeq, a predicted model, not a curated record